AUGGCGACACCACCCGCCUUCUUCCACGCGCUGCUGCGGCCGGCCAUUCUUCAAAUCCUGCGUGCGACGGGCUACCACGCGACGCGGCCCGCGGUGCUCGACUCUCUGACGGACCUGGCCGCGCGGUACAUGCUGCUGCUGUGCCAAAACACGGCCCAUCACGCGGCCAUUAACCACGCGGGUCGCGGCGGCCACGACGACAGCGACGACGACGACGAUGACGACAGCGAGGGCGAGGGCAACGGUGGUAGCGCGGCGGCGCCGGCGCAAGCCGACGACUUUACGUUGACGGACGUGCGGCUCGCGCUGCAGGAUGCGGGCGCGUUUGGCGCGGAGCGGACAGUGACGGAGGAGAUGUGGCGCGGCGAGGAGGAUACGCGCGGUGUGGAGGAGUUUAUCGAGUGGUUUGCGGGACCCCGCAUGAAGGAGCUCAUGGAGUUUGGCAAUGCGGACGGCGAGUCGGAGGCGACGGAUUACCUAUCUGCGCUCAAGAAGAAACACAACCAGGCGGCGGGCGACGCCAAGUUUCAGGGCACGAUACUCGGCCGCCCCGGCGAGGGCUCGCAGGUGCUCGUCGAGGGCGGGCCCGUGACGACGAUUGAGGAGUGGAUCGCGCAGCGCAGUCCGGACCUGCUGCGCAGCCGCGGAGACGGCGACGAGAAGCGGCCCGCGUCUUCGGCGGGAAGUAGCAGCUCCGGCCUGAGCUCGGUCGAUAGCGAGAGGCGCGAUGUGAGGCCGGAUGGCGACAUGAUGGACUUGUCCUAG
This is a messenger RNA of Beauveria bassiana ARSEF 2860, 765 nucleotides long. Its product is annotated as bromodomain associated domain-containing protein. The record is from RefSeq and is a predicted model, not a curated record. Bases 1 to 765 code for a protein of 254 amino acids. NCBI's taxonomy places the organism in Eukaryota, Fungi, Ascomycota, Sordariomycetes, Hypocreales, Cordycipitaceae. The transcript has 2 exons. Gene Ontology annotation, molecular function: protein heterodimerization activity.